AUGCUAACUGGUUUGAGGGACGCAAUCAAGGCUGAGCUUCAAAAACGAGCAGGCACUGAAGAUAUCAGGGCAAGAUUGAGGGAAUGCCUAGAUAAAGUGAUGCUGUCUCGAGUUUUUGACCUGGAUGGUCUAUGGGAGGUCUUGGCAGAUCUGGAUCGAAGCGCACCAGUUGAAGAAGAAGCUGUUUUACUACACCAAGAAAAGGAUAUACAGAAGCAAGUCGCAACAGAAGGACAGGUUGAAGAGAUCCAGGACAGUCAAGACGAAGACGAUGAGGCGUUCUCGCCCAUACGGCAAGCUUCACAACCCCUACUGCAAGAGGAAAAGCUGCCCAGCAAAGCAGCACCACAUCCAGAGUUUAUUGUGAUGACGCAUUUCUCCUCGCUUCUCACAAGCCUCUUUGCUCACCGAGAGAGGUCAGCUGCCCGUACUGCUCUUCAACUUUUGGGUUCUCACCUACGCCACCUCUCACGCAAUCUUUCAUCUAACCCACUGAUUCUUCUGCUCAACUCCACAUCAUCAAGCUUCUCGGGCCCAGCGUCUACCGGAACUACAACCUCUCCUGUGAAACAAGCCUUCAUCGACCCAACUCUACGAUCCAUCUUCAACCCACCCUUAGCUACAGGCUACAGCAGUCGACGAAUCAAGCCCAACUUCGGUCUUUCUUUCACUCAGUUACUGGAUUUGCAUAUUUUAUGUACUAGGAUCCCUAAAACGAGAAUGGAUACCGAGCUGGUAGUCCAACCGCGCGCCGGAGAAGAGGCCAAGAUGGUAUGGGUUGUGGAGGUGCUGUUGGAUGAAAUGGGAGUUUGGGAAGGCAAGAUGGGGGCUAGGAUGGGGAGGGAACAGAGAUGGACUGUCAUUGAUGUUGUGAAGGGGAGGAUUGAGCGUGCUUUUGAUGAUGCAGAGGAAGGGGUCAAAGUUUCGAAUACAAGUGAGGUAAGGCUUGCGGCAGAAUUCGGGGGCCGGAGAGCUUAA
Fusarium poae is the source of this 978-nucleotide messenger RNA. RefSeq lists its product as uncharacterized. Lineage: Eukaryota; Fungi; Ascomycota; Sordariomycetes; Hypocreales; Nectriaceae. Bases 1 to 978 code for a protein of 325 amino acids. The record is from RefSeq and is a predicted model, not a curated record. The transcript has a single exon.